CAAUUUGUAUUAUAGCCUUUUUUUCUCUCUCUCUGUUUUUGCUUGGUUGCUGUCUGCGCAGCCGUAGCAUCUUGCUUUCCGUUACCUUUCCACAUGAAUAAAGUAGAGUUAUUCCUUGGUGUAUCUGGACGGAAAGGCAGGCUGAGCUGUUCAAGGUUCAGAUGGUUAAUUAAGCUAGUGUCGAGAUUAUACGCUGUGACUGUCUGAGCUCUAUCCAAUUUCUUGAUGAAUUAGUCACUCCAUCCAGUGGCAGUUGUGAGCUCUUUUUUUUAAUGGUUUCAGCAAUGCUUUUUGGCCUGUCCUCAUCCAGAUAAUUAACAUGUAGAAGCAGAGAUGAGGACACUGAAGAAAAGAUGGCGGAGCGUUCAGAGAACGCGGCGGGGGAAAUGAUGAGCAACAUCAUGGACGCCAUCGCCGAGAACCUCCCGAGCAAGAAGUCUGUCAGGUUCGACGACGGCGAGGGCUCCAUCUCCGACCAGGCCCGGAAGCUGUUGGGCGGCAAGAAGUCCGUCCACCACGUCCUGGGCGGCGGGAAGUCCGCCGACGUGCUGCUGUGGCGGAACAAGAAGAUCUCGUCGAGCGUGCUGGGCGUGGCGACGCUGGCCUGGGUCUUCUUCGAGUGGCUCGACUACCACCUGCUCACCAUCGCCAGCUUCGCGCUCGUGCUCGGCAUGGCCGUGCAGCUCGCCUGGUCUGCCCUCGCCUCGAACGUGCCCCGCCUCGAGGUGCCGGAGGAGCUGUUCGCGGACGCCGGCAGGGCCGCCGGCGCGCAGGUGAACCGGGCCCUCGGCGCGCUCCAGGACAUCUCCUGCGGGCGAGACCUGAGGCGGUUCCUCAUUGCGAUCGCCGUGUUCUUCGUGGUCGCCGUCGUCGGGAGCUUCUGCAACCUGCUGACGGUCAUCUACAUCGGGUUCGUGUGCGCGCACACACUGCCGGUGCUGUACGAGAAGUACCAGGACCAGGUGGACGAGUUCCUGUGCAACAUGCUGGGCCUGCUCCAGAACCAGUACCAGAAGCUCGGCAGCAAGGGCGUCUUCAGCAAAGGGAAGGCCAGGAAGAGCGACUAGUUCGAUCUCUGCUGGCUGCUGCUUGUGUACAUAGUUAGCCUCAUUGCGUGUAUGCAAUCAGCUGCGAUUGCCUGAACAGCGGGUGUCUCCGUUUAUUUCUGCCAACUCGGUGUCCUGUACAGUGCUGAAAGAACUACCAUUCUUGUGUAAUGCAAAUAAUGCUUAGUAGCUUCGAACAGCACAUUAAACGAGGUUCAGACGGUUCAUCUUUUU
This is a messenger RNA of Panicum virgatum (switchgrass), 1280 nucleotides long. RefSeq names its product reticulon-like protein B8. The transcript has 4 exons. The record is from RefSeq and is a predicted model, not a curated record. Bases 354 to 1067 code for a protein of 237 amino acids. Lineage: Eukaryota; Viridiplantae; Streptophyta; Magnoliopsida; Poales; Poaceae.